Pseudophryne corroboree (corroboree frog) is the source of this 5824-nucleotide messenger RNA. RefSeq names its product trafficking kinesin protein 2 (gene TRAK2). Gene Ontology annotation, cellular component: dendrite; mitochondrion; cytoplasmic vesicle. NCBI's taxonomy places the organism in Eukaryota, Metazoa, Chordata, Amphibia, Anura, Myobatrachidae. Gene Ontology annotation, biological process: neurogenesis; mitochondrion distribution; vesicle transport along microtubule. The transcript has 16 exons. The record is from RefSeq and is a predicted model, not a curated record. Bases 311 to 2968 code for a protein of 885 amino acids. Gene Ontology annotation, molecular function: GABA receptor binding; myosin binding.
GUGUGGGAGCCGGUGAGCAGGAGGAAGGCCCGCCCUGUGCUGCCGCAGACCCGGAGCCGCUGGGGGGACCGGAGGGCGGGAGCUGCUGGACGGGAGGAGGUAACAUGGAGAAUGGGAAAGGAAGGUAAGGGGAAGCCGUUCUCACCAUGAGCCAGACGUGUCUGAUGCCGAAACACUCCCAGCCAAUCACAAGCCUGCUGCACUCACGCCAAGCUGGGUCUUCUGUCCUAAAACCAACCAAUAAUCCGGAGCCGCCGGAGCCCAGAUAUUAGAUGCUGAUCCCAACCUCCCGAAGCGUGAAGAGAAACUCAUGAGUAUCCCCUGUGGAGACUCCACUGCCGGCCAUGACAUCUACCACAGCCCGGAUGUCCCUGAAGUGGAACUGGUCAGCAUGCUAGAAGAGCAGCUCCCCCAGUACAAGCUGCGAGUGGACUCCCUGUUCCUGUAUGAGCACCAAGACUGGAUCCAGUCCCCAACGCAGCCGAGCAAUGGCCCCAGCAUCCUGUCCCCUGUGCUGGCUGAGGAGACUUUCCGUUACAUGAUUCUGGGCUCGGAGAAUAUAGACGAGAUGACGAGAAGUUACAAUGACGCGGAGGUGCUGGGCCGCAUGCUGGCAGAGAGGGACCGGGACCUGGAGCUGGCGGCCCGGAUUGGCCAGGCCCUUCUGAAGAGGAACCACCUAUUGUCCCAGCAGAACGAUUCUUUGGAGGAGCAGCUGACACAAGCGCUUGAUCAUGUCAACCAGCUCCAGCAUGAGCUAUCGAAGAAAGAUGACCUGCUCCGCGUGGUUUCCAUCGCAUCGGAGGAGAGCGAGACUGACUCCAGCUGUUCUACUCCAUUGCGCUCCAACGACUCCUUCACCCUCACACAUGGGCUGCUGCAACUGGAUAACUUACACGGGAAGCUGCGGGAUCUGGAGGAGGAGAACCUGGCGUUGCGCUCCAAGGCCACCCAUCUGAAGACAGAAACAAUAACCUACGAAGAAAAAGAACAACAACUCGUCAUCGACUGUGUGAAGGAAAUUCGGGAAUCUAACGUCCAGAUCAGCAAACUGACCGAUGAGUUGUCCGAUAAAUCCGAGGAGAUUGUCCGGUACCAGGAGGAGAUUUCCGCUGUGCUCACACAGAUUGUAGACCUGCAACACAAACUGCGGGAGAGCGCAUUAGAGAAAGAGGAGCUGAGAAUUCACUUACAGGCGUCCAAGGAGGCUCAGCGACAGCUGACCGCGGAGCUGCACGAGUUGCAGGACCGCAAUGUGGAAUGUCAGGGGAUUCUGCAGGAGACUCGGGAUGAACUGAAAUUGCUGCGCUGCAAAGCGAGUCCUUCCGCCCUGCUGAGGAGGCCCCAGUCCUGCAGCGUCUUCCCAGUGGACUCCCUGGCAGCGGAGAUAGAGGGCACCAUGCGGAGGGAGCUCAGCCUAGAGGAUGAGUCCAGCACCAUGGAGAGAAGUAGGAGGCAUCCAAACCGUGUGUUUGAUACUGUGAAGGUGGCAAAUGAACUCUGUUCCCGAUCUUGCGUCCCACAUCCUCUGCCUAUACCUGGCUCUAACCGCUCUGGCGUGGUGAUGACGGCUCUGCCUUAUGGGACCGAGCAGAAGAAUCCUGACGUGUGCUCCAUGGCAGAAGACCUGAGGAAGCCAGACAUUAGAGACCAGCCAGCCAUCCCAGGAGACAGUAAUCUGGAGACCGCUCUGCACAGGCUCCACCUCCGGCGCCAGAACUACCUAAGUGAGAAGCAGUUUUUCAGGGACGAGUGUGAGCGGAGACUGAAGCUGCUGGAGGACAAGACAGAACACAGUGGCGGCAUCACUCCAAGCGGAAGUGUCCUCUCCAUGGCAACCAACUUCUCCGACAUCACCGACUCCUCCUCCACCACCACCUCCCUGCGCAGCCUCUUACCGGAGAAACUGCAAAUCGUUAAGCCCCUUGAAGGUUCUCAGACACUUCACCACUGGCAGCAGCUGGCACAGCCUAACCUGGGCACCAUUUUGGAUCCCCGCCCUGGCGUAAUGACCAAAGGCUUCAAGCCUCUGCCUGAGGAUGCGGAGUACCACUUGUGUGAUCUGGAGGAGGAUGAAAAGGAAGAUGAAGAGGAGGAGGAUGAGGGGGGCAUAACCUUUGAAGUACAGGAGAGAGCUGAAGAUGAAGUGCCAAAGGCCGCCUUAAGUAUAUUCCUGCCACCAGCUACGGUGUCGCCAGCCGCAUCCUCUGCCAUGAACCCAGGAAAGUGUCUGUGCAACACAAGCUCUACCUUCACCUUCACCACCUGCCGGAUCCUGCACCCCUCCGCCAUCACUCAGGUUACCCCCAGUUCAAUGUACACCCCAUCAUCCUUUGGGAAUGGAAGCACCACCAGCACAUUGGUGAGUUCUCCAGCAAUGUCGUGUCGGCUGAGUGUCGGAGAAUGCUUCGGAAAAGAAGCCGAUUCUCACUUAAACAGCACCAGUAACUUGGCCAAACUCCUCCAGGAACAAGGGAUUUCUGCUAAGGUCAACAGCCCCCUGCCCCCAGAGAAGCCGCCACGUCCGCAGAACUUGCUCCUCCCUUCCACUCCGCCCAAUUCCCCGUCCCGUUCUCCAUGUUCUUCUCCUCUGAAUUUUGAAUCAAGAGCGAAUUCCUCUGAAACCUUCCUGGCGGUUUCCAGGCCGGCUGAGAGCUUUCUUCAGGAAAUGUAUGGGUUAAAGUCAGCUCGGAACCAGGCGGACUUAGGGCAGCUGAAGAUGAAUUUGGUGGAGCGGUUAAAGCGCCUAGGAAUUGCAAGAGUUGUCAAACAACCACAGGCAAGUGGCGAAAUGCAGGUGCCAGCGCCAAGCGGCGGGCUAAGGCGGCAAGAAUCGAUGUUUGUGGCAACAAGCAGCAGCCUCCUGGGUGGUCUGAGAAGGAACCAGAGUCUUCCGACUAUUAUUGGGGGACUUGCACCUCCAGCCUGCACCUCUUCUCCAAAAAUGGGUAGCUUAAAAGAAGACUGAGAACGAGAGCAAUGUAAAUUCUUAGUGCGAUGAAGGAGUUAUAGAGUAUGUUCUGUACAGGGAUAGUUACUGGAGGUACCGGCAUGUUGAGAAGGUGAUAGAGCAGGUGGCUUCUGAAUGCUAGGUGUAUAAAGCAUUGAGAUCUCGCUGUGGGUAAGUGAGAUCUAGUUAAAGGACUUUGAAAGUUUUAUUGAAAGUCUAAAGGAAGGAGAAUCCAGAUGUGGACACGUGGGAUGUCAGAGGGGAACAGUUCUGCAGGGUUUCUUCUAGGAACCAAAUCGCACUAAGAAUAUGUACCGUGGGUUUGUCAUUGGUGGAGUCACUUGGAAAGCAGAACGGUCCUCCUGCAGACUCUGGGAGAACGCUGGUCGCCGCUGGGACUCAUUUACCGCUAAUCUGCUGAAUAAGUCGCCACACACCGCCCAGCCGCGUGUAGGAGAUUCGCACUAAAGAUCAUUUAACCAAAAGCUACAAAUGUUACCUACAGUGUUACACAUUUCCAGGAUCAAAAAGUUGAAGUGUACAUAGCAUUGGGAGUUAUAUAAAUAUAAGGCAUUUACCCCCUAUAAUAAGAUCUGUAAGCUACAAGAAGCCAAUAUCCGCAAGAGUCUAGAAACAAAACUUUUGUAACGUCCGGCUGAGUUACCAUUCGAUGCCCUGAAAAUGUGGGGACUUCUUACCUUACAUAGUUAUUUACUAUUACAAACAUGUUAGAGAUCUGUACAAUGUUAUUGUGCAAUAUUACCCGCAUACCUCCGCCCUACAGGGUUUAUGGAAAAGCCUGCGCCUAAGCCCAGCCGUGUCACAUCUCCAACCGUGAGGCGACCGCGCCAAAGUCAUUUGUCUUUAGAAGCGUACUAUAAAAGCGCCAGAAUACUCCAGCGUGUGUUGUAGGGCUGUAGCGCAGUCGGUGAUGAAUAACCGCGGCGAGCUCUAUCGCCGGCUGAUGGGCGUUUUAAUGUGACUGUAGAUUGUUAUUUGUGGAGGAGGAAGGAUUUGUUUUCCGUAUAAAACCUAAAAAGCACAAACUUUGUAAAGGAUGAUGGAAGUUUUUAUAUCGUGGGAAAGCUGGAAAAGGAAUAUUUAUGUGAGGGGAAGACACUGUGGAUCCGAGAAAUGGCCGCAUCCCUAUAAGACGAUUCCCUGUGUAUAGUGUCCGUGUAACAAGGUGUGCUGUUACUAAUCUGCGGCAUCCAUAGUUUGGUUCUAUAUAUCAAAACUGUCAGUGUAAAUAGUAACCAGAUGUAUAACAUUCUUUGUUGGAUAAUCUAGAAGUAAUAUUUUACUGAUCCUUUCUUCCGCUGGGUGAUAAGUGUUGCGGUAUUGUGUUUGCGCUACCCCAGGUUCCACUCGCACAGUAUAUACCUCCCCCCUGUGUGUUGUGUUUCGUGCAGCCUAGCCCGGUUUAUUUUAGCAACCACUAGAUGUUUUAUAUAUAGCGCAGUAAUACAGUUUCCCAUGUUUCCUCAGAUGGGCAUAAAAUGCUUUUUAUUGCAGGGUAAUGGUCACCGCUCCCAGGGUGUAGGUAAUACCCACAACACAGCGCCCUGGUGCAGGCACUUAUGGAAUGGUCAGAUAAUUCCUAGGAGGGCGUCAGUCCCGCCUGGGAGAUAGAUGAAGUGGAUAUCCUGUGCCGUCUUAUCAUUCUCGCCGUCUGACCGAGGCGCAGGGGCUGCCGGCUCUGCUUUGUAUAUACACCGUCCACUUAUUGGAGAAACAAGUGCAAAUAACCUUGGUGCCAAUGUCAAACGAAAACCUUUAUUUUGCAAACUGAGCUUGUUGCACUAGUGUGCAUUGUGAGUGUUACGUUGUUGUGUUUUAGUGUUGUGGCCGCUUAGUGGUGCCAGUUCUGUGGCCGUGGCGGAGCUGAUCAGGGAUAAUAGUGCCAGCAUCAGUUACAGGAUCGCGUCCGAUGAGACCUGGAGACGACCACAGACAGUCAGACGCUGACUGAUAGCAAUCCCCUCCCGACUGCCAGGCAAUGAGCCAGCACAGAGUACAUCCAGGGCUCGCUUCCCGGCUGGGGAUCAUAUAUAAACAGAUUCAUUGUAUAUUUGUACUGUAAUGACUGAAGCACGAGCUGCAUCUUCUCUUCCAAGAGUCGCAGUAAUUCCCCCUUUAGGGUCUGUUAUGCAGGCGCUGACGCUGUCAUUAGAGGCUUCCCGUUAUUACACAGCGUGGGCGGCGAGAGCUGAUAGUAACCGGUGACAUCACUGACGUCGGGAUCAGGGACUGACAAUUAGCUGCAAUAUUUGCACAGAUCCGCGACGAUCCGUUUGCUUUGAUCUUGUACAAAUUAGGCUCUGCGUCUGUCGCUGCGAGGGUCUCUGUAUAUCCUUCCCGUCUGAAUAUUUGUCUCUAUGUGAUAGGGUCACUAUUCCGGGGCUGCGCUGUACAGUUUCCAUCCUCUGUACAUGUUCGUGCUACAGAUCUGCAGCCGUCACUUUACAACUAGAUGACGCUACUGAGUGUGUGAGAUUCAGUGCAGAGUACAGCGCUCUGCUUCCCCGUAUAUAUCUGUACGGUGCACGUUGCGCAGUCAGCGGUUUGGCGCUGCAGAAUUAUCCUGUGCCAGUCCACUUAAAAAAACAAAGUAAAAAUCUUGAAGGAAAAAAAAAGCCCUGCAUCAAAGUCUUUGGAAGAAAAACUGAUUUUAUGUUUUAUAUAUUUAUAUAUAUAUAUAUAUAUAUAUAUAUAUAUAUAUAUAUAAGACAUAUGUAUAUGUGUAUUCCUUUUGUGUGUGUAUGUGUAUAUAUAUAUAUAUAUAUAUUAUAUGUAUGUGCUUUUGCAUAUAUAUAUAUAUCCUACCUUGUUUUUAUGUUUCCACCAAUAAACCUUUUGGACCUUUGUACUUUU